AUGCCCCGGUUGCGACGAGGCGAUGGCAAGCUUGCGGGCCGAACGGUGGCUCAUGGUUGCUGGGGUGAUGGUCCCAAGAAAGCAGGCGUCUUCAAGAAAAACCUUCCCAAGAACAUCGCAGAGAAGAGCAAGACCUUCGAGGCAGCGCCCCAUCCGGCAACACAGUUCCGGCGCUUUUACGAGCGCAGCGACCUUCCGAUUGCUGUGCGCCACGGCACAACGCCAACCAUCGACUGGAAGGUGGAGCCAGAGAGGCUGGACUACAUUUACCUGCUCCCCAUUUUCUUCGAUGGCUUGGUGGAAAAGGAGAAUCCGUACAGCUUCCUGGCCUACAAAGGGCUGCAGGACAUGCUGAACGCAGCACGCGGCAAGGAGCCUUCCUUGAUCUGCCCGGCUGUGCCGUCAUUGAUCAUCCCCCUCAAGAAAGCCCUGAACUCGAGGGACAUUCCAACCAUGUGCAAGGCCAUCAACACACUGCAGCUCAUGCUGAGGUCGGAGCCUAGAGUCGGCGAGCUACUGGUGCCAUACUACCGGCAGCUGUUGCCGGCUUUCAACCUCUACUUCCGCUCGACCAAAAACAUCGGGGAUGCCAUUGACUACUCUCAGCGAAAGCGCGAGAAUGUUGGCGAGCUCAUCGCCGAAACUCUCGAAAUCCUGGAGAGAAGCGGUGGCGAGGAUGCUUUCAUCAACAUUAAGUACAUGAUUCCCGCGUAUGAGUCGUGCAUGCUGAAUGGGCACUGA
Molecule: messenger RNA, 741 nt
Organism: Symbiodinium pilosum
Lineage: Eukaryota; Dinophyceae; Suessiales; Symbiodiniaceae
Source: the annotation of a GenBank genome assembly